Messenger RNA from Anguilla anguilla (European eel), 3285 nucleotides. It is a transcript of the gene gtse1, whose product is annotated as G-2 and S-phase expressed 1. Bases 404 to 3199 code for a protein of 931 amino acids. The transcript is spliced from 12 exons. Gene Ontology annotation, molecular function: microtubule binding. The record is from RefSeq and is a predicted model, not a curated record. NCBI's taxonomy places the organism in Eukaryota, Metazoa, Chordata, Actinopteri, Anguilliformes, Anguillidae. Gene Ontology annotation, cellular component: microtubule cytoskeleton.
CGCUGUUGUCCCAUAAUUUGAAAAGGAAAACUUUGACUAUGUCGUAUGUUUACUCUCUAGCAGUGUACUUUUAGUCUUUAUGCUCAAUAAUUUAAUAUAGUCAAGUAAUAUCAAAACUGAUUUGUUUUUAUUGUGUUCCGGUAACACCUCUGAUGACCAGCACCCUUGUUCACGUGUUGAUUAGUUUGUUGAUCAAGGCAAAACACAAAAGGUUGCUGGCAAGCUACUCGAAAAGGGCGAGUUGUUUAGCCAAAUUAGCGAGCUAGCUAACUAACUUUGUUAGCUGGUUGGUUCGACGAGUUAGUUGGAGAGGUAAUUUAAGAACUACUGUGCCUUGCAUACACGUUUCAGGGCCUGAACUGACAGCACUAUUGACCCAACGCGCUUGACUGGAGGAGCAGCUAUGGCUACACACAAUAAAAGUGAUUGUGCCAUUUUGGCAGAAGAGAAGUUUGACUUCGAUCUUCCACUGUCACCUGCGAGUGAGAAUGGGGACGGGAACGGGGACGUGGACGUGGACGAGGAGGACGAGGUCUUCGUGGGUCCGGUGGGACACAGGGAGAAGUGCAUCUCGGUGGGCAUCGAGAGCCACCUGACGGAGGGCAGCAGCGGGAGCAGCGGGCCUCUGCUCAGCCUGGAGCUGGGCAGCUGGAGCCCGCUCACCGGGGACAAGUUCGACCAGAUCAUCCAGGAGGCCCACCUGCUGGCGCGGCGGAUCGGCACGAACGCCGGGGACGAGCCCGCCGCCGGGGGAUCGGGGUCCGGAUCCGGAUCCUCAGCCGCCGCCGCUGCCGCUGCCGGUCCCAACCCCCCGGGUGAAACGACAGAGCCGUUCGCGGAAGACCCCGCAGCCAAGCUGAGCGCCCUCGGGCGACCGCCGGGCCCCUCGCUCAGCCCCAUCAAACGGGAGACCUUCUGCGUCCGGGACAGCCCCCUGAAACAGCUUCCCCCCGCCAUCCAACAGCGCCUCCUAAAGGCCGGAGGACUCAACAGCCCCGGUGCCGUGCGGGCGACGGGCAGGAGCUGCAGCCCGAUUCAGACCUCUCAGACCAAGGUGGCCCUCAGAGGCAAAGUGGGCCUCUCCGGCGGCAGGGGCCUCCUGCCCAGCCGGCCUGCCGUUCCGGGAGCCUACCCGCGCUCUAAGACCAAGCCGCCCCCUUCAGACACCACAAGACUGCCCCCUCCUGAUAAGGGCGGGGCGGGGCAGAAGCGCAGCCCCUUGCGCCGUCCGCUGAGCAGCGCGGGCUCCUCAGAAGAUCUCCUCUCCGACGUCAGCGUCGACUCCCUCAACACCAGUCUGCCGGGGGGGAGGGUCCUCCCGGGUCCCAGGAAGGUGGGGCAGCCUCCCGCGAUGAAGCCCUUGCCGGGCCUGCGGACCGCAGACAGGAGGAAGAACACCUCCUCUUCCUCCUCCUCGGUGUCCAGCCUGAACUCCAGCAUGUCCAUGUCGCCCUCGGGAAAAGGCGCAUUCAACACCUCCCUGAGCUCGGGCGUGAGCAGCGGGAAGCUGAAGGGCCCCGGUGGGGUGAGCAGGCUGGCCGGCUCCGGCGCGGCGGCCCCCUCGAAGCCGCGCGCGUCCUCCGUCGGCGCCAGAGCGGCGGAGGCGGCGAGGGCGGGGAGGCCGACCCCCUCCGCCCAGGUGAAGAGGGCCGCGGAGCCGCAGGCGGGGCCCGCCAAGCCCAACCCCGCCAAGAAGCGGGACCCCGCCCCGCUGAACCUCACCCCAGCCAAACGGCCUGUCCAGAGGGCCGGGUCCGUUCCCAAUGUCGCCGCCACCGCGGCCACCGCCAAGAGCGCCAACCCCAAGCCGAAGACCUUCGUCACCCCGACUCUCACGACUCAGGCCAGGGGGCCGCGGAGGUCCGAGGUUCCCUCUCCAGAUUCGUCGAGGAUGAUCAAGCCAAAGAAACACCUGUCUGCCAGCAGUACUGAAAGCCUCCUGCAGAAAGCAGGGGACCCGGCCCCAGAGAGCCUCCAGACCCCCACGGCGGGGAGGAAGUCCGUUUCGGCACUGCCGAGGCGCUCCACCGCCCUUCCGACCCCGGUCAACAGGCGGGUGUCGGGGAUCCCCACGAUGACCCCGAAGAGCAUACGGCUGGGCCAGGCUGGGGAGAGAACAGGCCUGCCAGGAUCAGCCAGGAAGAUCAGCCAGGGGAGCCCCGUUCAGCUGAAGGUGGUCCAGCGGCCGAGUGGCCUGGGCCCUGAACCCGUCCCCAGAGAGGCCGACCCCCGCAGUGCUGCGUACCAGCCCGGCUCCCUGGCCUUCUGCCUGGAAGACGAGCCGGGGGAAGCGCCAACCACUGUCCCCGCCCCCGGCACGCCUGAGCCCGCCUCCCAAAGCACCGCGGCGCGUCCCGCUGGUCACGACCCGCGGGACCGCGAUAACCCUGACCGCAGCACGGAGAACUGCGACGCCCCUGAAUCGAAGCGAGGGAGCCGGAAAAUCGCUGAGUCCAGCUUGCAGAGCCAGGAAACUCCUGAAUCCAGCUUGCAGAGCCAGGAAACUCCUGAAUCCAGCUUGCAGGUCCAGGAAACCCCUGAAUCCAGCUUGCAAGUCCAGGAAACUCCUGAACCCAACUUGCAAGUCCAGGAAACUCCUGAAUCUAGCUUGCAAGUCCAGGAAACCCCUGAAUCCAGCUUGCAGAGCCAGGAAACCCCUGAAUCCAGCUUGCAGAGCCAGGAAACCCCUGAAUCCAGCUUGCAGAGCCAGGAAACCCCUGAAUCCAACUUGCAAGUCCAGGAAACCUCUGAAUCCAGCUUGCAGAGCCAGGAAACCCCUGAAUCUAGCAUAGAUGGCCAGAAAAUCCCUGAAUCUAGCAUAGAUGGCAAGAAAAUCCCUGAAUCUAGCAUAGAUGGCCAGAUAACUCCUGAAUCUAGCACAGAGAGCCAGAGCACCCCUGAAUCUAACGAAGAGAAUAAAAAUUCCAGCACUCAACAGGUCCAGAGGACACAGAAUGAUGCAGUGAAGACUCCAGAAAACAAAGAGGUUUUGCUGGUGGACGCUCCAGCCCCGGUCCUGAAGCCUGAGGAGAGGCUGCUCAUCGACCUGUCGAACACGCCCGACCUGAUCAAAACCGCCCCACUGAAGCCCACCGGAGGGCAGUUGAUAGACCUCAGCUCUCCCCUCAUAACCUGGAGUCCUGUUGACAAGAAAGGGAACACCGUGGAUUCUCCACCCCUCAUCAAUCUGUCAUUUUAAUCUACUGCUCUUAUGCUGUCUUUUGUCCGACCUUGGUCUAAGUGUAUGGUACUUUGUGUUUAUUAAAAAAAUUAAGGAUUGAAGUA